Messenger RNA from Anoplopoma fimbria (sablefish), 5289 nucleotides. It is a transcript of the gene ppip5k1a, whose product is annotated as diphosphoinositol pentakisphosphate kinase 1a. Gene Ontology annotation, cellular component: cytosol. The record is from RefSeq and is a predicted model, not a curated record. Gene Ontology annotation, biological process: inositol phosphate biosynthetic process; inositol metabolic process. The transcript has 31 exons. Gene Ontology annotation, molecular function: inositol hexakisphosphate kinase activity; 5-diphosphoinositol pentakisphosphate 1-kinase activity; diphosphoinositol pentakisphosphate kinase activity. The coding region runs from base 445 to 4677 and encodes 1410 amino acids. NCBI's taxonomy places the organism in Eukaryota, Metazoa, Chordata, Actinopteri, Perciformes, Anoplopomatidae.
CCAAGGUUGGUUGCACAUGCAAACUGUCAAGAGGAGAAGGAAGCGAGCCGAUGGCAGCCACACAAACCCUCCUCCCGCACUGACUGUCAGUCUUGCACACAAAUGGAGGACAGGACUGUCAUCAGAUAACUGGAGCUCUUGAGAAGCCCGUCUGAGACGUGAAUCAGCUGAGAGAAGAAUGAGUAGCUUGAAUAACGGCGUCAUCACAGAGGACUGACCGGCGCCAUCAUUUCUCACCUAACCUCUUCCCCUGGUUCGGUCUCAUUCCGCUCCUCUUCCUCACGCACGCCUUCAUCCACCGGCUCCUGCUCUCCGGCCCCCCGGCAGAGUGGUCCCGUCCCUCUCUCCCUCAGGCCUCGGGCCCUCCCAUCGGCGGCCCUCCGCGGCGGCGUGUUGGUGUACGAUGGCGCGGUGGGACCCUGAGGGCUGCCGCGGGGGACUGUGAUGUCAGAGCCCAACAGCCCGGGCGAGAGCCGGCGUGGCGCUCCCAGAUUCUUCGUGGGCUGCGAGGACGAUGAGAGCGAGCCCCUGGAAGAUAGCAUGAGGACAGACAUGGAGCUGUAUGAGGACGACGAAGACACUGACUCGCCCCCGGAGCAACAGAUCGUGGUCGGGAUCUGCUGCAUGAUGAAGAAGUCCAAGUCCAAGCCAAUGACCCAGAUCCUGGAGAGGCUGUGCAAGUUCGAGUUCAUCACCGUGGUCAUCUUCCCAGAGGACGCCAUCCUCAACGAGCCCGUGGAGAAAUGGCCUCUGUGCGACUGCCUCAUCUCCUUCCACUCCAAGGGAUUCCCGCUGGAUAAGGCGGUGAGCUAUGCCAAACUGAGAAACCCUCUGCUCCUCAACGACCUGAACAUGCAGUACUACAUACAGGACAGGAGAGAGGUGUACCGCAUCCUGCAGGAGGAAGGGAUUGAUUUACCGCGCUACGCUGUGCUGAACCGCGACCCAGAUAAACCCGACGAGUGUAACCUGGUGGAAGGAGAGGACCACGUGGAGGUGAACGGAGAGAUAUUCCAGAAACCUUUCGUUGAGAAGCCCGUCUGCGCCGAGGACCACAACGUCUACAUCUACUACCCCACCUCUGCUGGUGGAGGCAGCCAGCGACUCUUCAGAAAGAUCGGCAGCCGGAGCAGCGUGUACUCACCGGAGAGCAACGUGAGGAAGACGGGCUCCUACAUCUAUGAAGAGUUCAUGCCAACAGACGGCACGGACGUCAAGGUGUACACCGUGGGGCCCGACUACGCCCACGCCGAGGCCCGGAAGUCCCCCGCUCUGGACGGGAAGGUGGAGCGGGACAGCGAGGGGAAGGAGGUCCGCUACCCGGUGAUGCUCUCAGCCAUGGAGAAGCUGGUGGCCCGGAAGGUCUGCCUGGCAUUCAAGCAAACUGUGUGUGGCUUCGAUCUGCUCCGAGCGAACGGACACUCGUAUGUUUGUGACGUCAACGGUUUCAGUUUCGUGAAGAACUCGAUGAAGUACUACGACGACUGUGCCAAGAUCCUCGGGAACAUCGUGAUGCGUGAGCUGGCUCCUCAGUUUCAGAUUCCUUGGUCCAUCCCGACGGAGGCGGAGGACAUCCCCAUUGUUCCCACGACUUCAGGGACCAUGAUGGAGCUACGAUGCGUCAUCGCUGUCAUCAGACACGGAGACAGAACGCCCAAACAGAAGAUGAAGAUGGAAGUUCGCAACCCCAUGUUCUUUGAUCUAUUUGAAAAAUACGGUGGAUACAAAACUGGGAAAUUAAAGCUGAAGAAGCCCAAACAACUGCAGGAGGUGCUGGACAUCACGCGGCAGUUGUUAGCAGAACUAGGACAGCACAACGACUGUGAGAUAGAAGAGAAGAAGUCCAAACUGGAGCAGCUGAAGACUGUUCUGGAAAUGUACGGCCAUUUCUCUGGGAUCAACAGAAAAGUGCAACUAACCUACCUGCCCCAUGGGCAGCCCAAAACCUCAAGUGAGGAAGAAGACACGCGUAAGGAAGGUCCAUCUCUGCUGCUGGUUCUGAAGUGGGGAGGAGAGCUGACUCCUGCUGGCAGAGUUCAGGCUGAGGAGCUGGGGAGGGCCUUCCGCUGCAUGUACCCCGGAGGUCAAGGAGACUAUGCUGGAUUUCCAGGCUGUGGGUUGCUACGGUUACACAGCACCUACAGGCACGACCUGAAGAUAUACGCGUCCGACGAGGGCCGGGUGCAGAUGACGGCCGCCGCUUUCGCAAAGGGUUUGCUGGCUCUGGAGGGCGAGCUCACACCCAUCCUGGUGCAGAUGGUGAAGAGCGCCAACAUGAACGGGCUGCUGGACAACGACAGCGACUCGCUGAGCAGCUGUCAGCACCGCGUCAAGGCCCGCCUCCACGAGAUCCUGCAGAAGGACCGGGGCUUCAGCGACGAGGACUUCGACAGGUUGGCCCCGACUUCCAGUGCCUCUUUGGUGAAUUCGAUGAAGAUAGUCCAGAACCCGGUGGCCACAUGUGACCAGGUCUACGCCCUCAUUCAGAGCCUCACCUCUCAGAUCCGCAAGAGGAUGGAGGACCCCAAGUCAGCUGACCUGCAGCUGUACCACAGUGAGACUCUGGAGCUGAUGCUGCAGCGCUGGUCCAAACUGGAGAGAGACUUCCGCAUGAAGAACGGCCGCUACGACAUCAGCAAGAUACCGGACAUCUACGACUGCGUGAAGUACGACGUCAUCCACAACUCUACUCUGGGCCUGGAGGACACGCUGGAGCUGUUCAGACUGUCUCGAGCUCUGGCCGACAUCGUCAUCCCACAGGAAUAUGGCAUAAAUAGAGUGGAGAAGUUGGACAUAGCAUACGCCCACUGCCUCCCACUGGUCAGGAAGAUCCAGCUCGACCUGCAGAGGACCCACGAGGACGAGUCCGUCAACAAACUGCACCCUCUGUACUCUCGGGGCGUGAUGUCACCGGGGCGCCACGUCAGGACACGUUUGUACUUCACCAGUGAGAGUCACGUACACUCCCUGCUCAGCAUUUUCCGCUACGGAGGCUUGCUCGAUGAGGAGAAGGACCAGCAGUGGAAGCGUGCCAUGGACUACCUCAGUGCUGUCUCUGAACUCAACUACAUGACUCAGAUUGUCAUCAUGCUGUAUGAGGACAACAAUAAGGACAUCUCCUCUGAGGAGCGCUUCCACGUAGAGCUUCACUUCAGCCCAGGAGUCAAAGGCGUGGAGGAGGAGGAGAACGCACCGACCGGCUUCGGCUUCAGGCCGGCUUCAGCAGAGAACGGACAGAAACAGACCGACCCCGGCAGCCUGGAGGACCUCUCACGGGACGAGACCGACCGCGCCGUGCCGCUGUCCGAGCCGAUCACCAUCCAGAGGAAGUCCCCACUGAUACGCAACCACAAGACCGGAUCCAUGGAGGUUCUGUCAGAGACAUCUUCCUCCAAAGUUGGCAGUUAUCGUCUCUUCUCGUUGUGCUCACGUCAAUCCCCCGAGAUGAAACAAAGUGGAUUAGGCUCUCAGUGCGCCGGGCUCUUCAGCACCACUGUCCUAGGUGGGUCCUCUAGCGCCCCUAACCUGCAGGACUACGCACGUGCACACCGCAAAAAAUUCUCCAGCGGCAGUCUGUCCUACAAAGACGAGUUGUUGUCUAUGCCGGCAGUAAAACGAUUUUCUGUGUCGUUUGCAAAGUAUCCGACUAAUGAGCCCCUGGAGGAGCACCGUGUGGCCCAGUUGAGGCAUUUCUCCACCGACCUCAGUCUGGGCCGCCACCUCUCUCUGGACGGGGCGCUGGCCCACCACCUCCACCAGUGCUCCUACCACCUCCGCCUCUUCCGAAACUGGCUCAUCUCCGGCCAAGACCCCCUAGAGUACCUCCACGGCUUCGAAGGCUGCUCCAUGGUGCCCUCCAUCUAUCCUCUGGAGACGCUGCACAACUCGCUGUCGCUGAAGCAGGUCAACGAGUUCCUCACCGGCGUGUGCGAGAGCGCCGGGGAUCCGCACACCCGGACCACCAGAGCUCUGACGGCCAUGUUUGACACUCACAACCAGCCGUCGGUGGACUCGUACAUCCCUCAGAGAGUCCUCACCUCCUCCAUCACUCUCAGAUCUCGCUCUGACAGACCCCCUUGGUACAGCAGCGGUCCGUCCAGCACCGUGUCCAGCGCCGGGCCGUCCUCUCCCACUACAGCGGACACCUCGCCUCGCUUCAGCUUCAGCGAUAAGAUCUCCCUCACCCCUCAGAGCAGCGAGGAGACUCACUCCUCUAACAACCUCUCCAGUCAGCCGCCGCCCGCCGUCGACCCGACUUCAAACCCCACCGAGGUCCCUCUGACUCCCAAAAACUCACCGGAGGACGACGGCGAGCUCUGCGCCGUUAGCGAUGCUGAACGCACACCGGAGGGAGCAGAGGUGGCGUCCGCAGCCGGCGACGCCUCCGCCGGUGGGAUUUCAGACGCCGGGCCGAGGCCUCCGUGUUCUGCGUUGGCGGAGCUGGCUCUGGCUCGGAUGGAGGGUUACUGCCUCCCCGGCUCCCUCCCCGUGCUGCUGGAGCUCAGGGAGAGCAGCAGCGAGGCCGGCUCCAGCUCCCUGACGCCUCAGUCUCCAGAGGGACCCGACGAGUUCUUCGACACUCAGGAGUCCAUGGAGCUGUGGAUGGACAGUCCGGAGAGCCUCCCUCAUCCAGAGACGCCGCUAGAGGUCACGGCGACGAACGCAGCAGAACCGUAAAGGGGCGGAGCCUUCACACCCACAGAUCUGCGGUUACAUCCGUAACCUCGUCCUCGUCAAGUCACUGAGCAGUGAGGAGACUGCGUGUUGAGUGAUCAUGAAUGGGCAGCUGAUCCUCUCACUGAGCUCUGUGUUGGAGGAUCAUAUGACAAUGCCAUACGUGCUGUUCAUUGCCUUUUAAAAAGAAAAGCACACUGGGGACACACCAGUGACUCCAGUGAGCCUCCACUGGUUCGGUUCAUCUGUCUGUAAAGAUGUAGGGAGACACUCUGUUCUCUGUUCUCUGUUACUGUCGCUUUGUUGCCGUUGCACAAUCUCUUUCCUUAAAGCUGCGUUAAUCGAUUAUUUUGGCCACUAGGGGGCAGAAACGCCUAAAAAGCUGUCAAAGGUGUUACACAUCCAGCUAAACUAAAUGAUCCUAACGUUGGAGUUGUGUUUGAGUCCAACAUGAUGAGGUUAAGAUCCAACGUUCUCUCUGUUUCACUCUGGUUUGCUCUCCGUCAGCUCCUCAGAAAAAUGUAAUCAUAGCCGCGAGAUGUUCGGCAAGUCGCUGACACCGACUACGUUUACAAUAAAUAUUAAUAAAUAUUCCACAGUGUAAACUCUCUUCUA